AUGUCAACAGCCAUCCUGAAAGCAGCCCCCAUCCACUUCGGUCCAUUCAUCGUCACAACCCAGGUCUUCCACCUAACCCCGCAAACCUACGCCCUCGUGAACCUAAAACCCAUCCUCCCAGGCCACGUACUCGUCUCGCCCCGCCGCGUGGUACCCCGCGUCUCCGAUCUCACCGCCACCGAAACGGCGGAUCUGUUUCUGACUGUGCGGCGCGUGGCGCGGCUCGUCGAGCGGGUCUACGGUGCCUCCAGCUUGAAUAUCGCUAUCCAGGACGGCGCGGACGCCGGGCAGAGCGUGCCCCAUGUGCAUGCGCAUGUUAUUCCGCGGCGGGCGGCGGAUCUUGAGAGUCGGGGCGGGGUCGAUGUUGUUUAUGAGAUUUUGGAGUCGGAGGAGGGGGAUUUAGGGAGGAUUUUAUCUGAGAGGGAGGGGGAGGAGCAGGGGCAGGGGCAGGGGCAGGGGGCUAAUGGGGGGAGGAGGAGGUUUCCGAAGGUGGAUAAUGAGGAGAGGCGGGCGAGGAGUUUGGAGGAGAUGGAGGCUGAGGCCUCUAUGUUGAUGAGGGAGAUGGAAAAAUUGGGAGAUGAUUAA
Messenger RNA from Aspergillus homomorphus CBS 101889, 585 nucleotides. RefSeq names its product HIT family protein. The coding region runs from base 1 to 585 and encodes 194 amino acids. Gene Ontology annotation, molecular function: catalytic activity. Lineage: Eukaryota; Fungi; Ascomycota; Eurotiomycetes; Eurotiales; Aspergillaceae. The record is from RefSeq and is a predicted model, not a curated record. The transcript has 2 exons.